CCUGAGUGGGUUCAUGUUUGUCUUUAAAGAGCUGCUCUGAUUCUCUUUGUGUCUGAUCUGUUAAACAGUCUGAGAGGUCACACAGAGACCCAGCAGCUAAAGCCUGGAUCAUACUGGCUGCUGUUACUCCAUCAGGACAACACUGAACCACAGUGCUGUUCAUGGAAAUCAAUCAGUGAACUUUACACUGUAUUACCAAAAGUACUGACUCGCCUGCCUUCACAGAUGUAAACUUGAAUGACAUCAUAUUCUGAAUCCACAGGGUUUAAUAUGAUGUCAGCCAAGAGUUCAACAUAUAACAGCUUAAACUUUUCUAAAAAGGUUUUUUCACAGGUUUAAAAGUGUUUACGGGGAUUUUUAACGGUUCUUUCAGAAGCACAGACACAGGGAAGCAGCAAAACUGACUGAACACAGCUUUUAGAGGCUAAAUUCACAUUUUAAUAAUGAAAGUGGCUUCAUUUGUGUGUGUGUGUGUGUGUGUGUGUGUGUGUGUGUGUGUGUCCAUGGUUCCUCCACAGAGGGGACCAGCAGAGCUCAGAGGUUCCCAGUGGUCAGUCUGCCCAGCAGCAUCAAACACAGCUGGACUCCAUAUUUAUGCUGCUGGAGGACAACAUCAUCACUUUUGUGAAGAACGAGCUGAAGAAGAUCCAGAAGGCUCUGAAUCCAAAUAAGCCCCAGUGUUUGGAGUUUCAGAGGGAGGAUGAUGAGCAGAGCAGCAGCAGAGAGGCAUUUGUGAAGAUCACAGUGGACUUCCUGAGGAGAAUGAAGCAGGAGGAGCUGGCUGACCGUCUGCAGAGCACUGCAGUUUGUCAUCGUAACCUUAAAUCUGCACUGAAGAAGAAGUUCCAGUGUGUGUUUGAGGGCAUCGCUAAAGCAGGAAACCCAACCCUUCUGAAUCAGAUCUACACAGAGCUCUACAUCACAGAGGGAGGGACUGCAGAGGUCAAUGAGGAACAUGAGGUCAGACAGAUUGAAACAGCAUCCAGGAAACCAGACAGACCAGAAACAACAAUCAGACAAGAAGACAUCUUUAAAGCCUCACCUGGAAGAGAUGAACCAAUCAGAACAGUGCUGACAAAGGGAGUGGCUGGCAUUGGGAAAACAGUCUUAACACAGAAAUACAGCCUGGACUGGGCUGAAGACAAAGCCAACCAGGACAUCCAGUUCAUAUUUCCAUUCACUUUCAGAGAGCUGAAUGUGCUGAAAGAGGAAAAGUUCAGCUUGGUGGAACUUGUUCAUCACUUCUUUACUGAAACCAAAGAAGCGGGAAUCUGCAGCUUUGAAGACUUCCAGGUUGUGUUCAUCUUUGAUGGUCUGGAUGAGUGUCGACUUCCUCUGGACUUCCACAAAACUACAAUCCUAACUGACCCUAGAAAGUCCACCUCAGUGGAUGUGCUGCUGAUAAACCUCAUCAGGGGGAAACUGCUUCCCUCUGUUCGCCUCUGGAUAACCACACGACCUGCAGCAGCCAAUCAGAUCCCUCCUGACUGUGUUGGCAUGGUGACAGAGGUCAGAGGGUUCACUGACCCACAGAAGGAGGAGUACUUCAGGAAGCGAUUCAGAGAUGAGGAGCAGGCCAGCAGGAUCAUCUCCCACAUCAAGAAAGCUCGAAGCCUCCACAUCAUGUGCCACAUCCCAGUCUUCUGCUGGAUCACUGCUACAGUUCUGGAGGAUGUGCUGGAAACCAGAGAGGGAGGACAGCUGCCCAAGACCCUGACUGAGAUGUACAUCCACUUCCUGGUGGUUCAGGCCAAAGUGAAGAAGGUCAAGUAUGAUGGAGGAGCUGAGACAGAUCCACACUGGAGUCCAGAGAGCAAGAAGAUGAUGGAGUCUCUGGGAAAACUGGCUUUUGAUCAGCUGCAGAAAGGAAACCUGAUCUUCUAUGAAUCAGACCUGACAGAGUGUGGCAUCGAUAUCAGAGCAGCCUCAGUGUACUCAGGAGUGUUCACACAGAUCUUUAAAGAGGAGAGAGGACUGUACCAGGACAAGGUGUUCUGCUUCAUCCAUCUGAGUGUUCAGGAGUUUCUGGCUGCUCUUCAUGUCCAUCUGACCUUCAUCAACUCUGGACUCAAUCUGCUGGAAGAACAACAAACAACCUCGAUGUUUAAACAUCAAUCUUUCCAUCAAAGUGCUGUGAACAAGGCUUUACAGAGUCCAAAUGGACACCUGGACUUGUUCCUCCGCUUCCUCCUGGGUCUUUCACUGCAGACCAAUCAGAGUCUCCUACGAGGCCUGCUGACACAGACAGGAAGUAGCUCACAGACCAAUCAGAAAACAGUCCAGUACAUCAAGGAGAAGCUCAGUGAGAAUCUGUCUGCAGAGAAAAGCAUCAAUCUGUUCCACUGUCUGAAUGAACUGAAUGAUCGUUCUCUAGUGGAGGAGAUCCAACAGUCCCUGAGAUCAAGAAGUCUCUCCACAGAUAAACUGUCUUCUGCUCAGUGGUCAGCUCUGGUCUUCAUCUUACUGUCAUCAGAAGAAGAUCUGGAUGUGUUUGACCUGAAGAAAUACUCUGCUUCAGAGGAGGCUCUUCUGAGAAUGCUGCCAGUGGUCAAAGCCUCCAACAAAGCUCUGUGA
Messenger RNA from Oreochromis niloticus (Nile tilapia), 2574 nucleotides. Its product is annotated as protein NLRC3-like. NCBI's taxonomy places the organism in Eukaryota, Metazoa, Chordata, Actinopteri, Cichliformes, Cichlidae. The record is from RefSeq and is a predicted model, not a curated record. The transcript has 3 exons. The coding region runs from base 595 to 2574 and encodes 659 amino acids.